GAAGGGUUCGUUAACAGAAAGCAGAAGCCUGAACUUGAGAAAGGCAGAAAGGUUGAAGGGGACAAAGUGAAGGAAUUAGACUAAGAUGAAGCUGUUAUUUGCAAGUAUAACUCUGAGCCUGCUAGUGCUGGGAGGCGAAAGCUGGGGAUUCUCUUCAGAGAAGAAGGUGCAGUAUGCCUCCUGGGACGAAGUGAAUGUACUAGCUCAUGGGUUGCUGCAGCUAGGUCAUGGGCUCAAAGAACACGUGGACAAGACCAAGGGGCAGCUAAAAGAGAUCACUGGCAAGCUAGUACAGCAUAAUGUGUCUCUGGUGGAGCUAAGCAGGCAAGCCAGGGAGGUGCGAGAGAGUGGGGAAGCCCUGAAGGGCAGGUUGCAGCAGCUGGAGGAUAGGGACAAGCAGCUGUAUGAUGUGUCCCAGGGGCUGAAAGGAAAGGUGCAGGAGAUCAGUACGGACAGGCAGAUGCUGGACCACAGGCUGCAAAAUUUAGAAGCCAAGAUCCAGCUUCUGGAGCCAAGCAAAAGACAGAAUCGCAGUGAAAAGGAGGACCUGCUGAGUAUUCAGACUCUAAUGGAGAUUCAGAGCAAGAGGAUGGAUGAGCUUUUAGAGAAGAUUAAACUGCAGCAAUACAAACUGGAUAAACAAAACCUGCAGAUUAAAAGCUUGCAAAAUACAAUUCAGAAUAACAGACUUGAAACCCAGACAUGGAGGAGGAUGAAUCUCAAAAAACCUGUUGAAGAUGAAGCUCAGAGUAACAGUAGCAUGGAAGAUGGACAACAUGUGUUCCCUUCUGACUGCCACCAAAUCUUCCUGGAAGGAGAAAAGUCCAGCGGUAUCUACUCAAUACAGCCAUCUGGGGCUCAGCCUUUUGAAGCCUACUGUGAAAUGACAUCAGAUGCAGGGUGGACUGUUAUACAGAGACGUACCGAUGGCUCUGUUGAUUUUGAUCAGCUCUGGGAAGCCUACACAGAUGGUUUUGGAAACCUUAAUGGUGAGUUCUGGCUGGGACUAGAAAAGAUGCACCAGAUUUCUCAGCAGGGAGAGUAUCUCCUUCACAUUGAUCUACAGGACUGGGAGAAUAAUGUCCAGCACAUGGAAGCAAAGUUUCAACUGGCUGGUUCUAAUAAAGCUUAUGCUCUUCAGCUUCUUGGCCCAGUGACUGGGGAACUAGAAAAUGCUUUAGGUGACUUUGAACAAGUACCAUUCUCUACUCGUGACAGAGAUCAAGACAAAAAAUCCGAUUUCAACUGCGCCAAACACCUUUCAGGAGGAUGGUGGUUUAACUCAUGUGGCUAUUCUAACCUAAAUGGGAAAUAUUUCCUCUCAGUACCCAAAGCAAGACAUGAGAGGAAACAGGGGAUAUUCUGGAAGACCUGGAAGGGCCGAUACUACCCCCUGAAGUCUACCUCUAUCAAAAUCUGUCCUUUGGAUGUAGAUCUAUCGGUGUGAAUGCUGAUCUUCUGAAAGCAAACAAAACAAAAACUGUCUAAAACUGUUGAUCAUCACCAAUAGGGUGUUUGUAUUGCUGACAGUUGUCCACGGUUAUCACGUAGUGUGGAAUACUAUGAGCUGGUCAGCUGUAUACUUGUUGAAAGCUUUGAACAGCUAGUAACAUUAGACUAGUGAACAGUAGAAAGAUUAAAGUUACUGAGGGGCAGCACUUACGUUUUUAUUGUGCCCAGAGUACAAUUACAUUUUAUUUUUCAAAUUUUACUUUUGCUUUCUGUUUACAGUUUCUACAUCUAUUAUAUGCCAAAAUGUAUUGCUACAAGUUCUUAAUAGAGUUUUUUGUUUUUGUGGGAUCAAAAUGUAGACUGCAUGUGUGCUAUCCUACUGCACCCAACUUUGGCCUGAGAGAUACAUUUGUAAAUCAGGUAGUGAUUAGAAUGAUACAGAAUAUUGCACUAAUUAUAUUGUUUAUUGUUUAUUACACAUUAAAGGUGAUACUAUAAAUAGAAAAUGGAGGGUUCCAGAUAAAAUAAAAAUACUCUGCAAUAUACUGCAGAUAUGAGGGGGCAAUGCUCAUUCCAUUAUCUUCAACUGCAGACAGGUACAAUAGGUCAGGAGACUAUAGGUCAAUAAGCUGUCCAUCUUCUGUUAGGUGGCUAAACACUGAUGCAUAGAAAAUGCAAAAAAAAGUCUUUGCUUGUUAUAGUUGUUGAUUUGGGAGAUUUCUGGUAAAAAAACAAAUCUUUGCUAAAUUAGUUUAAUUUAAUUCAGUGUGUACAAAAUAAAGUUCUUGCAGGUUUAUGCAAAGAUACUACACUUAACAUCUUAUAGCCUGAAAAAAGGUUCAUAUAUUCCAGUCAUAUUGACUGAUUUACAACGAUGACCAAAAACGUUGAACAAUGUAAAUAUUUUGUGUUUUUUAUGCAAUCUGUUGAGAAAUGUGUCUGUAUAUUUAAAUAAUUGUAAUUUAUAAAAAAAAAAAGUAUUCAAAGUUUCAAUUUAACAUUUUUGUAUUGGUUCGUUUUUCUCUGGUUAUUGAAUAAACAUUCAAAAGCCCAGCUUUUUGAACAAGA
Xenopus laevis (African clawed frog) is the source of this 2520-nucleotide messenger RNA. RefSeq names its product angiopoietin like 4 L homeolog (gene angptl4.L). The record is from RefSeq and is a predicted model, not a curated record. Gene Ontology annotation, biological process: triglyceride homeostasis. The coding region runs from base 86 to 1447 and encodes 453 amino acids. NCBI's taxonomy places the organism in Eukaryota, Metazoa, Chordata, Amphibia, Anura, Pipidae. The transcript has 7 exons. Gene Ontology annotation, molecular function: enzyme inhibitor activity.